GGACCUACCUGAAUUUGUCCAAUAGAAACCCUCGUUUUAGUUGCAACUGUUAGCCGGAAUGAAUACAGCCCAGCUCUCGUCCGCCUGACCUAGUGAGAGAACUGUAAACUUUGACACGAUUAAGAUUUGGGCAAGAUUUUGACAGAAUGGGACACGCGCACUGCUGUACUGUGCUCCUUAUAGUAUUCCUUGCGCUACAGCAAGCUGCUGGAUUUUGGCUCUUCGAUGUCUUUCCAUCAAGUUUCAAAACUCAAAACAAAGUGUCAAACAAUAGCACUCCGCCGGUUCUUAUAGUGCCUGGGACUGCAGGAAACCAGCUUGAAGCCAAGAUUGACAAGCCAAGCCGUGUGCAUUGGAUGUGCUACAAAAAGACAGAUGACUUUUUCACACUUUGGAUUGACCUGAAUAUGUUCAUGCCAAUUGGGAUUAACUGUUGGAUUGAUAAUAUAAGAAUUGUAUACAAUAGGACAACUCGCAAGUCAUCCAAUUCUGCAGGGGUGUCUGUGAGAGUGCCUGGUUUUGGACAGACAUAUACUGUUGAGUUCUUGGACAACCACAAGCUGUCAGGUUAUUUUAAUAAUAUGGUUACACAUUUGGUCAACAUGGGAUAUGUCCGCAAUGAGUCUGUCCGAGCAGCACCAUAUGACUUCAGAGUAGCUCCGAACGAGCAGGAGGAAUACUUUGCACGACUGAAGAAGCUGAUUGAGGAUAUGUACGAGAGGGAUCAACAACCACUUUACAUCCUGGGCCAUAGCAUGGGAAGCAAUUAUAUCCUCUACUUCUUAUAUCAGCAGACCCAGGCUUGGAAAGACAAAUACAUCAAAGGCUUCAUUUCACUUGGAGCACCCUGGGGUGGGGCUGUCAAGACCCUUCGAGUACUAGCAUCAGGUGAAAAUCUUGGCAUCCCACUGGUGUCCAACAUCAAGAUCCGGGAGCAGCAGCGGAUGACCACCACAAACCCCUGGAUGCUUCCAUUUGAAGAGGUCUGGCCUACAGACCACGUCUUCAUCUCCACGCCAUUAUUCAACUAUACCCGCCAGGACUACCAGCGCUUCUUUAAAGACAUUGACUUUGAAGAUGGCUGGUUCAUGUGGGAAGACACCAGAAACCUGACAGCUGGUCUGCCCCCUCCUGGUGUUGAGAUGUACUGCUUCUAUGGUGUGGGGCUGCUCACACCGGUUACCUAUAUUUAUGACGACCAGUUCCCAAAUGCAGACCCCAUAGACUAUGUGUAUGCUGAUGGGGAUGAUACAGUGGACAGUCUUAGCCUCGGUCUUUGUAAACGCUGGAGAGGGAAGCAAGCACAGCCUGUCCAUGUCAAGGAAUUCAGGUCUAUGCCCCACAUGGAAAUAGUAUUAAAUAGGAAGGUGAUCAAUGUGGUCCAGAGUAUUCUGGAGGGAAGAUAUGGUGAAGAGGAUUCUACAUUGAUGAACUGAUGAACAUCCCAUUGAUUCCCCACUCAUGCAAGAUCAGGCCCAGCCAGACCAGCCUCCCAAAUCUAUACUGUAAGCUUUUGGGGAGAAAAUUAUUCACCCUCCCAAUAUACAUACUAUUACUGAUGCCAGUAGGCUAGCUACGGAGGUGGACUUAUACACAAUGUACAAACCACUAGGAACACCUGCUCUUUCCAUGACAGCUUCAAUCAGUGUAGAUGAAGGGGAGGAUACAGGUUAUAGAAUGAUUUUUAAGCCUUGAGACAAUUACCACCCCAUAAUAUUAUUUGCGCCUCUACCAGAUGGAAACUAAAAGUGUAAUGGCUGUGCUCAAUGUAAUGGCACUUACAAAUGUAGACCCUUCAAACACCCUCAAACAGGUAAACGGAUCCCAAUCAAAGGUGUUAUCAUGUGCUAAGGCACUAAGGCAGUUAUUUGUGUGAUAACUUUCCUUGUGGUAAAAAUUGUGGGUAAAAGAAAGCGCAAAUUAAAAAUAAGAAUCAUGGAGCAUCGUAGCACCAUUAGGUGCAAAAACUAGACGUACCCAGUUGUGGCCCACUUUUUGGAAGCGAACCACUAUUUUGUCCCUUCGUGAAAUCGCCAUCGAACAUGUCACCCUCCCUAGAAGAGGGGGUGACCUCAAACGAGAGGCCGCCUGGAUCUUUCAUUUAAAGACCCCCUCUCUCUUGCUCCCUUCGGUAUCAAAGUAGACUUUGAUCUGAAGCCAUUCUUGUGAUUGUGAUUUUCCUAUUCAUUGUAAAUAUUUAUAGGCCUAUGUAGACAAAUUGUAUCUAUGAUCGUAUGUUAUCCAUUCAUGCUUUUACAUGUUCUAUUUAUAUCUGUAAAUCAACCAAUGAAAUCAAGCCACACUCAGCCAUGAUUAGACACCUGUGUGUCCUUUGAAACUCUAUAAACAAGUGAACCGCGGUGUUUGUCAUUAUACCCUGAUGAAGACAGCUUGUCUGUCCAAACGUUGAUUAUUAAAGUAUUGCAUCUGAACUCCUA
Molecule: messenger RNA, 2438 nt
Organism: Oncorhynchus tshawytscha (Chinook salmon)
Lineage: Eukaryota; Metazoa; Chordata; Actinopteri; Salmoniformes; Salmonidae
Product: phosphatidylcholine-sterol acyltransferase
Exons: 6
Coding region: 147-1436 (429 amino acids)
Biological process (GO): lipid metabolic process
Molecular function (GO): phosphatidylcholine-sterol O-acyltransferase activity
Source: RefSeq, a predicted model, not a curated record